Molecule: messenger RNA, 1596 nt
Organism: Rhizoctonia solani
Lineage: Eukaryota; Fungi; Basidiomycota; Agaricomycetes; Cantharellales; Ceratobasidiaceae
Product: endoplasmic oxidoreductin-1
Exons: 9
Coding region: 1-1596 (531 amino acids)
Biological process (GO): protein folding in endoplasmic reticulum
Cellular component (GO): endoplasmic reticulum membrane; endoplasmic reticulum
Molecular function (GO): FAD binding; thiol oxidase activity; protein-disulfide reductase activity
Source: RefSeq, a predicted model, not a curated record
AUGAUGAAUAAUCGAGCACGUGCGACGACCGCGCUACUAUGGACGUCUGCGGGCCUUGCUCUUGCGGGAUCCCCGUUUCCAGGAACACCAGGCAGCCUCAAAGGCGUGCUUGGAGAGAAGAGUCCGAAGAAAAUGGGAACAUGUCACAAGCCUACGGGCCCUAUCGAAACAACCCUAUGUGACUUUGAAACUGUCGAGAGUGUCAAUAGCAAGCUGUUUGGUCAGCUUGCAGACCUCGUUACCACCCCGUUUUUCAAGUAUUUCAAGGUCGAUCUGUACCGUGGCUGUCCGUUCUGGGAAGACGAUGGUUACUGCGUCAUGCGAGAAUGCGGGGUUACUUCUGUCGACGAGAGCCAAGUUCCCGAAAUGUGGCGCACUGCGGCACUGAGUAAAGUCCAAGGUCUCUCAGAAGAAUCGAGGAAAUCCUUCCCAGGCUGUUAUUACCGGGACUCUGACUUUUGCUUCCUCGACGACGAAGCGACAUCCGACGGUGAAUAUGUCGACUUGACUGCCAACCCCGAACGCUUUACCGGCUACUCUGGGCAGGGAGCCCAUCAAGUCUGGAAAGCCAUCUACGAGGAGAAUUGCUUUGGGCUCACCGAAGCCAAGCAGUCCGGUAGACUCGGUGGUCUCGGUGUGCCAACCAGUAAACCACUGUCUGGCGUCGUAAUCCCACCCGGACUGGCAUCAGAAGGAGGCGAUCCAAAGACAUGGGAGGCAUCGGGCGCGACGUGUCUCGAAAAGCGAGUCUAUUAUCGAAUCAUUUCAGGGCUCCAUGCAUCCAUUUCGACCCAUAUCUGCAUGGAAAUUCUGAAUCGACAAACUGGAGAAUGGGAGGCCGACCUGCAAUGCUACAUUGACCGCGUUGCAUCACAUCCCGAACGACUACAGAACAUCUACUUCAACGCCGUUCUGAUGCUACGUGCACUCCGAAAAGUUGGGCCAUACCUACAAGCCUACAACAUCUGUUCGGGCGAUCUGGAAGAGGAAAAACGCAGCAGGUUCCUGCUCAACAACGUUCUCGAGAUUGCUGGCGAAGUCGGCAAAUUCGAUGAGAGCACAUUGUUCAAGGGUGCCGACGCUGCGAUCCUCCGGGAAGAGUUCAAGGACCGCUUCAGGAACGUUACCCGUAUCAUGGAUUGCAUCGGGUGCACCAAAUGCAGACUAUGGGGCAAGAUCCAGACUACUGGAGUUGCCACUGCUCUCAAGAUCCUCUUCGAGUUUGACGAAGCCACGCUUGAUCCUCGUGUCAACCCUAAUCUCCUUCAACGUGCUGAAGUCGUGGCCCUGAUCAACACCCUACACCGAUUUACCGAGUCCUUAAAUGCGGUUGAACAGUUCCGGAAGAUGUGGGAGCUCGAGUAUGGGCCUGCUGUUUCGGUUCCUUCCCGCUCUGACGAAACCGUACCGCCUACUUCAGCUAGACCUACUGCUGAACCUGCCAGACCUAGUCUGAUAAGCAAACUCGCCGACUUGUGCCCAGCCUGUGUGCGAAAUUGGGCACAAGGCGUACAAGAGUUUGCUAGCGGUCUCAUGACUGAAGUCGAGGAUAUCUUCUCCAUGUCCAAAGAUGGAGUUCCACGACCAGACUUAUAG